AACAAAACAGUACCGGACAGUACAAAGCAACAUCAACCAAACUCGUGCUAGAAGUUCGUGAAGCCUUAAUGAAGCUGAAACUGCGAUGCGCUGGCAGCAAGUCUUCGAUCAAAUGAACACCAUCAAAUCCGCGAAGAUGCAGCUCGGCCAGACUGCAGUCUCCGUGGUCUACACCAUUGCGGGCUUGGCCAAGCACAUUCACCGGAGCUGCCUUAUCGUGGACACCCACGAUGCGGACGCCAACUGCGACGGUCCCGACCUGGACUUCGUUUACGCAGAUGUGGACGGAUACCAGAACGAGAUUGCGGAGCUUUACAGCUACACGGAGUUCAGCGAGUUCCAGAUGAACGUGAAAGCUUUCGAGGACCAGAUGGAGCUGUACGACCUACCGCCCAACUGGCAGAAGCAGGACUCGGCCUCCCAACGGGGCAUCGUUAUGAAGCUGGUGGACCAGCUGGAGGUCUCUGACCGUUCCUUUCGGAUGCAGGCCGCCCGAUGUAUCCUAUACUUGGCCCAGGGAUGUUGGGCGGAGGUCCAGUCGGACGAGGAGCAGCACCAGAUCACCAGGGACAAUGUGCUAGUGCUGCACCAACUCGGGGUCUUCGCCUCCUUCAUCGACCUGCUCAACAUGGAGAUAGAGAGCGCCUGCUCCCCGGACAUAGUGGCUGUCAAGAUCACUAACGUCACGCUGGUGGACUCCACGGACAUCCGGGUGAUCCUUUCCGUGCUUUACAUAAUCACAGAGACCAUUCGGGACGAGAGAGAGCGGGGCAGCGAAGACUACAAAGAGCUGGCCGAGUCCUUUGUCCAGGAGAUCAACUCGCCACUGCCAGACGGCGAAUUGCUGGCCGUCAAGCUGCUGGGCAUGAUCACGAGGUUCUGCAGUGGCGCAGCCCCGCAGUUCCCCAUGAAGAAAGUCGUCCUGCUGCUCUGGAAGGUCUCCUUGCUCGGCCUGGGUGGAAUGGACGUGCUCAAGAAUCUCAAGAACGAGUACCGGAUGAAGGUGGGUCUAGAGCCCAUCAUCGAGGACACGCUGGAGGUCACUAAGUGCAUGAGGGCCAGCUCACCUCCUGCGACGGCCACCGAUAUCCUGGAAAACCAGUACCCCAAGAGGAACUUCAAACGCUCCCUGAUGAAGCAGCGCUUCCUGGACGAACCGGAGCAGAUCGACAUGGAGAUGGGUGGCAACGAGGGUCAGGGCAACGCGAACAACGGCAGUGGCAACGGUGGGAACGGCGAGGAGGAGCUCUCGCAGUACUACCGACCCUACGACGACCCGUCCUCGUCCGCCUCCACCACCUCGACGGCCAAUCCCAACAACCAGCCCAGCUUGACGCAGCCUCCGGCAGCCGUACCACCGGUGCAAAUUACCGCUCGCCUUCCCUGGACGCCCAAGGUGCGGCAGAAGGACAUCGACCAGUUCCUGGAUAUUUCGCGGAACAAGUUCAUCGGAUACUCGCUGAUCGGAGACCACGAGAGUCUGGCCGGGCUGCCAGAGCCCAUCCACGAGGGCUUCAAGACGCUGCAGCGGCACAUGUACAUGAGCCUGGCCGACGUGCAGAUUAAGAAGGAGGAGGACAUCGCCAGGAACCCCAUCUCUACGCACGAGGACGAGAUCAAGUUGACACCGGCAGAAGUUUUGUACCAGGCAAUUCUGCCCAACCUUCCGCAGUACAUGAUCGCCCUGCUCAAGGUUCUGCUGGCCGCCUCGCCCACCUCCAAGUCCAAGACGGAGAGCAUCAACAUAAUGGCUGACGUGCUGCCUAAAAAAAUGCCCCUGACGACUACGCAGUCUUCGAAGCUAACAGUCGACAUGGGUCGUCAUAAGGAGAUCAUUGUGAAGGCCGUCUCGGCCAUUAUCCUUCUGUAUCUGAAGCACUUCAAGAUCAACCACGUUUACCAGUUCGAGUUCAUGUCCCAGCACCUGGUCUUCGCCAACUGCAUCCCACUGGUGCUGAAGUUCUUCAAUCAGACGAUCACCGAGUAUGUGAACACCAAGAACUCUAUUCCACUGCUCGACUUUCCGUCGUGUGUCAUUGGCGAACAGCCGGAUCUGAGCGGAGACAGCUUUGUGUACGGCGGGGAAAUGUCCGACAAGCCCUACUCCUGGCGAAACGUGUUUUCCUGCAUCAACCUGCUGCGCAUCCUCAACAAGCUGAUCAAGUGGAAGCAUUCGCGCGUCAUGAUGCUGGUCGUGUUCAAGUCGGCGCCAAUCCUGAAGAAGACGCUGAAGGUGCGUCACGCUAUGAUGCAGCUGUACGUACUGAAGCUGCUCAAGAUGCAGACCAAGUACUUGGGCCGCCAGUGGCGCAAGUCGAACAUGAAGACCAUGAGUGCAAUUUACGCCAAGGUGCGGCACCGCCUCAACGACGACUGGGCCUUCGGCAACGACCUGGAGUCGCGUCCCUGGGACUUUCAGGCGGAGGAGUGCACGCUGCGGGCCUGCGUGGAUCGGUUCAACCUACGACGCUAUCCGGAGGCCACCCAGAAGUGUGGUAACAACGGCACCGCGGCUCAGAACGCGGAAAACGCCCAGCAGUCGAACAUGAUGGCUGGCAACAACGGAUGCGGCAACAACGGGACCGAGGCAAACGGCUAUGGAAACAACGGGGGCGGCGGCAACGGCGGCCACAACCAGCAGCAGCAGCAACUCAACGACUACGGCGUAGAGGGAGGCUUCCCCAGCGACGAGAUCCUCACGCACUCGGACUUCGCCUUCUUCGGCCACUCGGGCUGGUGGGACCGGAAGGUCGAGCUGACGGACUACUUCAAGGCCAACUACGCGGUGUGGCUGGAGGAGGAGGUGUACAACAGUCAGACCGACUGGGACGCGCUCUAGGACAGAGCAGCCGUGGCUGCUUUCUGAGCUCCGCAGCCGGAUCAACAUACGCAUCAUAUAAGAAAAAAGUUAUUACCAUAGUUGUAUAGCGUAAGAAAAUACAUUGAUAUAAUCCAUGUAGCCCGACCUCAAUUGGAACACCAACUACUCACUGAACUGGCAAUAAUCGGCAAGCCCCGGGCCUCCGCUCCGCUCCUCUUCACUAACUAGCAUAUGCGACUACCCCAUAACGAUGACAAGCCUGUAUAUUUAGUUAUUGUAUUUUUUAAAAAUUUAUAUUAUAUAUUUAUUAUUUGUCCUGUUC
This is a messenger RNA of Drosophila ficusphila, 3143 nucleotides long. It is a transcript of the gene Strip, whose product is annotated as striatin-interacting protein 1 homolog. NCBI's taxonomy places the organism in Eukaryota, Metazoa, Arthropoda, Insecta, Diptera, Drosophilidae. Gene Ontology annotation, cellular component: cytosol. Bases 86 to 2839 code for a protein of 917 amino acids. The transcript has 4 exons. Gene Ontology annotation, biological process: cytoskeleton organization. The record is from RefSeq and is a predicted model, not a curated record.